Molecule: messenger RNA, 1883 nt
Organism: Planococcus citri (citrus mealybug)
Lineage: Eukaryota; Metazoa; Arthropoda; Insecta; Hemiptera; Pseudococcidae
Product: acyl-CoA Delta-9 desaturase-like
Exons: 1
Coding region: 950-1732 (260 amino acids)
Biological process (GO): unsaturated fatty acid biosynthetic process
Cellular component (GO): endoplasmic reticulum membrane
Molecular function (GO): stearoyl-CoA 9-desaturase activity; iron ion binding
Source: RefSeq, a predicted model, not a curated record
AAUGGAGCAAAUAUUUUUAUUCACUACAAAACUUGUUUCACUAAAUUUUGUGUAAUAUUUCGAUGCAAUAAUUUUCGACAAGAUUUUAUGACUUGAUAAAAGUUCCUCACUUAGCAGCUCAGAUUACCUCUGGAGCUGAAAUGUUUUCUAACAAACUUUCAACGCAAAAUAAAGAUACCUGCUGAGUUUUCCGAUCCACCAUGUAUGUACAUUGCACAUGCCACAGGACGUCAGAUACAAUGAUGUAUACUAUAAUAAUGUAUUAAAUGCCUACUUAGUACUCAACUCAUUAUCCAUGAUUCAAGAUGUUAGAGGUUAUGAUAAGACAAAAAUGAUACAUAUUGACGUAUAAUUUACAAAUCCAUUGAUCCUAUUCAUUUGAUUCUUAAUACUUGAUUUGUAUUGAGUAGGUACUUGUGCGGUAGCUUUUUGAAAGUAUUAUCGACUUCGUCAUAAGAAAAGACUAAGCUCAGAAAAACGUAGGUAAUUAUUCAUUUUACAAUUGAAUUGUGAGAAUAUUGCUGUAAGCAGUGGUUAAUUUCAGCGUUGAAAAAAAAUGAAGUGAAGUAUUAAAAUAAGUAAUAACAACGUGCGUGCUGGUUUAAAGAACUGCAUACGAUAAAAUUGUCCAGCAAACUAGAAAAAAAAAAAAAAUACCAUGGUUACGAACAAGACAACAACUAAUCAUCAAAUUGAAGAAUUCCUACUUUUGAAUGAAUCACAAACUCCAUCACGAGAACCUCAAGAACGUAAUGAAGAACAAACAGAAGAAGAAAAGGCUGCCGUAGAAUACGAAGAUAUGAUAAAUCAACAUUUUCUAAAGAGAAAGGACAUCAAAUGGAAAAACAUUUAUAUUUUUGUGAUUUUACAUCUUGUAGCCCUGUAUGGUUUCAUCGCAUUCCCAUAUAAAUAAAAGAAGUUAACGUGUAUUUGGAGCUGUUUCCUAAUAAUGGUAGCCAAUUUCGGAAUCACUGCUGGUGUACAUAGAUUAUGGUCUCAUAGAGCUUACAAAGCGAAACUUCCUCUACGAAUAAUCCUUUCAGUAUGCUACUUGGUGUCUGGACAGUACUCGAUAUUAUAUUGGGUGAGAGAUCAUCGGAUUCACCAUAAAUUCUCAGAAACAAAUGCAGAUCCUGUAAACUCCAGUCGAGGAUUUUGGUUCUCACAUAUCGGAUGGCUGACUAUGAAAAGACACCCAGCCGUCCUACAAAAAGGCAAAUCAAUAGACAUGAGUGAUGUAAUUUCAGAUCCUGUUGUUGAAUUCAGUGAGAAACAUUUUGAAGUAUUGAGAAUAGUAUUCGGGUUCCUUAUACCGCUCGUAAUUCCUGUAUACUUUUGGAACGAGUCUUGGUACUGGGCGAUUAUAUCGCAAGUUUUCAUGCGGUAUGUGUUUUCUUUGAACAUUACAUGGGGUGUUAACAGUUUCGCUCAUAUGUAUGGAAAUCGUCCCUACGACAAGGCAAUUGCUCCUGCGGAAAACUUCAUCAUGUCUUUUCUAAGUGGCGGUGAAGGCUGGCACAACUAUCAUCAUACUUUUCCAGCAGAUUACAGAACUGCGGAAUACGGUAAUUACAUAGUUGACAUUGGUUUGACAACAUUAUUAAUCGAUGUUUUUGCUAAAAUUGGUUGGGCUUAUGAUUUAAAACAAUCGCCGAAAGAACAUAUUCGCGCUGUUACACAAAAACGCGGCGAUGGGACUCAUGCGAUUUACAAAAUAUCUAGUAACAGCUAGGCAUAAAAAUAAAAUAAGAUAAUCCAGGAAUGAAGCUUUCAUACUACGUGUUCGAUUACUAAUGUACAAAUACUACGUACCUAAUUUAAUAUGUACUAUCAUAGUUGUACCUACACGCAUAAGGUCAAAAAUAAAAAAAUUUAUGGAUUGA